CCAGUCUUAAAUAAUAAUCCCUGCAUGACAUGUCUAUAAGUAUAUAUAAACAAAAUAUCCGUUUGCAUUCGUCUUCACCCUGUUUCAUUAAUAGGCCUACGUCAUUCAUUGUUGAAACCAGUUCACUGAUUUUCUUGCUAGUACGUGGUUAUACUGAAUUACUGUAAACUAUGGAUAAUGUUCAGAAUAAAAGCAAAAAGAAAAAGGAGGAAAGUAAGCUCUUUUGCGUAGAAGAUUACGAAAAACUGGCCCAGAAAGUCAUGGAUCCUUUGGCCCGGUCAUACUACGGCUAUGGAAAUGAACGUGGAUGGUGCCUUCGGGACAGUGUCCAGGCGUUUUCUAGAUAUCGCAUCCGGAGCCGAGCUCUUAAAGACGUGUCCCAUCGGACCCUAUCCACGACUGUCUUGGGUCAGUCUAUCCCCUAUCCCAUCGGUGUUGCACCCACUGGAAACCACGUCAUGGUGCACCCGGAUGCAGAGAAAGCAACUGCCAAAGGGGCGGUGGCAGCUGGUGCCCUCCUGAUACACGCUGUCGAUUCGAAUGAGACCAUUGCUGACGUAGCAGCAUCAGCACCCGGAGGGCUCAGAUGGAUGCAAAUCUACAUGUUCCGGGAUCGUCAACUUACAGAACAUAUCGUUCGUGAAACGGAGAGGGCGGGCUACAAGGCUGUUGUGGUUGCAGUUGAUUCCCCAUGUUCGGGACUCAGCCCCAAGCUACUUGAUAUGUUUAAUACCAACGGAUUAGACCAUCCAAAAUAUUGUAUGAGGAAUUUUAAGGCUGAUAUUCCAUCGUUCUGGGAGAGUAGAGCCUUCGAUGACUCCAAUAACUUUAAGUACCUGUAUGAUAUGCAGUUCCAUGCAUCGGCCACCUGGGAUGACAUCAAAUGGAUAAGAACCAUCACUUCCCUUCCAAUCGUGUGUAAGGGCAUCCUUUCAGCUGAAUCAGCAAAGGAAGCAGCAGGUGCAGGGGUUGAUGGGGUACUAGUAUCAGCUCAUGGCGGGAGACAGUUAGAUGGCGCCCCUGCACCGAUCGACGCUGUGGCUGAGGUCGUAGAUGCAGUCCGCGGCAGUGGGAUAGAGGUGUACAUGGAUGGAGGAAUACGAACAGGAACGGACGUCUUUAAAGCACUAGGAAGGGGUGCUCGGGCUGUAUUUGUCGGCAGACCUAUAUUAUGGGGUCUAGCAUGCCAGGGUUCGAAGGGUGUCGAAAAUAUCUUGGAAAUUCUAGUAAAAGAAUUUGACAAAGCCCUAGCAAUUAGCGGCUGUACGAGUCCCGAAGGCAUCCCUCCAGGAAUGGUAGUUCAUGAGUCAUACUACCACCACAAUAAUAUGCAAAGUAAACUGUAACCAGUACAUUGAAUGUAUUUUACAUGUAUUUUCACUUUAAAUGGUCAGCUUACGGUUUCCAACUGCGGCUUGGAGGAUCAAAAUUGAAACAAUUGGUCAUUUUAAUGGAUUUUAACUUUGGUGUUGACUAAUCACAAAAUUUAUGUUCAAAACACUGGGUCACAUUUCCAUGAUUGGACAUUAACCCGCCCUCAAAUAAAAUCGUAAUGACAAUCUACAUUAAUGUUUUAUGAAUUUAUGGUUACAAAAAUGUUGAUGCCAAAAAUUACAUCAAUGUUUGAUCAAUUUUUGGGCAGUAAAAUAAAUGAAAUAUACGGCUAAGUACAACCAGUAAAAUACGGUCGGUGUACUAUGUGGUAUGGUAUGGUCAGCACUAAAAUUCUUUUGUUUUAAUAUAAUAGCAAUUUACAUUAUUAAUGUAUGAAAAGUGUAUUUAUAUAAGUGUAUAAAUCAGUGCAAAUGAUGAUAGUAUAAUGUAUAGUCGGUAAGAAAUAUGUAUGUUAACUUGUGUUUGAUAAAUGUAUGGUCAGUAUAAUUUAUGAUAUCGGACAGUGUAAUAAAUGGUCUGUAAAAUAUUAAUAGUACUUUAUAUUGUCAGUACUCAGUAUAAGUUGAUUUAAUGCAAUCAGGAUUAACGUUAUUGAAGAUGUAUGAUAAAAAUAUGGUCAGUAUCAUGGUAUAUAUGUACUGUAUGUGCUUGAUAUAAUUUGUUAAGUAAUCAAAUUUACGUUAAUUAUCAUAAUAGAUAUUUUUGUCAGCAUACUUUACGAUAUAUGUAUUUUCAGUAAUUAUAAUAAUUUGUUUUAACGUAAUCAAAAUUUAUGUUAUUGAAGAUGUAUGAUAAAUAUAUAGUCAGUAAAAUGUAAGGUCAGUAUUGUUCUUAACGGUAUUUGUAUUGUAUGUACUUGGUAUAAUUUGUUUGAAUAAAAAAUUACGUUAAUGUUCAUAUAUGAUAAAUAUUUAUAUCAGUAUACUUUACAAUAUAUGUAUUUUCAGUAAUCAAUAUUAUUUGUUUUAACGUAAUCAAAAUUCUGUGAAUGUACACGUAUGGUGAAUAUAUGGUCGGUAAAAUGUAUGGUCAGAAUACUUUAUGAUAUACAUAUGCAUAAUCAGUACUCGGUAUAAAAUAUUUGAUGUAAUCAAAACUGACAUUAAUGUUAAUAAGAAUAUGGUCAGUACAAAUAAUUAUAUUCAUGGUCAGUAGAAUGUAUAUGGUUAGUAAAGAGUGCUAUAAAGGUUUACUUGAAUUAAUGUUCAUAAAAUAAUGUAUGAUCAGUAUAUGAUAUAUUUAUUGUUAGUGAAAAGAAAAAAAAUACUAGUGAUGUAAAUUUA
Messenger RNA from Lytechinus pictus (painted urchin), 2678 nucleotides. Its product is annotated as 2-Hydroxyacid oxidase 1-like. Gene Ontology annotation, molecular function: FMN binding; oxidoreductase activity. The record is from RefSeq and is a predicted model, not a curated record. The coding region runs from base 171 to 1346 and encodes 391 amino acids. The transcript is spliced from 8 exons. Lineage: Eukaryota; Metazoa; Echinodermata; Echinoidea; Temnopleuroida; Toxopneustidae.